CAUCAAGAAAAUGGCUUCCCAUCUCUCUAAAGCACAAAUCCCCAUUUUCUUCGUCAAACAUUUCUCUCUUCUCUUUUCCAUUUCUCUCACAGACCUUCAAUGGCGAAACCCACAAACCAGCUUCGGAUUUUAGCACCUCCUGAUCAUGAUUCUCCUCCCCUUAAACCCCCUUUCAGAGCUCCUUCCUCUGCUUUCAUGGCUAACAAUCACUCCACACCUUCAAAGCUUGAUUCCGCCAUAGCUGCUGCUCCUAAUCCGUCUCCCUUAUCCAGCCACAUCCCAUUUUCCACACAGAAAACUGGGUUUUCAUCUCAAAGAUCAAUGAAUUUGAACCCACCUCCAGCUCUGUCCGUUUCUUCUAUGGUGAAAUCAAAACCCCAUCUCCAAAAAAGUGCUUCUGGCGGGGAUGAGAAAUUGAGUAAGGUGUGUAAAGAGUUGGGUAGGAAGAAGUUUUUUUAUGAGAAGAAGGAAACUAAUGAUGGGGUUGAUGAUAAGAGAGGUCUCUGUCUUGUGGUGAAGGAGAAGGAAUUGAAAGAGCCUCAAAAAGGGCAUGAUCUUGUCAGUUUGAAACCAACAGUUUCUUUACUUCGAAAGGGUGGGAGAAGGAGAUCCUUUGCUGGUUCACAAGUUGAAUUGAGUGAUAUUUUAGCCAAAAAUGGUGUCAAAGUGGUUUCUGUUGAUAUGCAACCAGCUAUGCAGAUUCAUGCUGUGGAUUGUGCAAGAAAGGCUCAUGAUAGUAUGGAGAAGUUCACUUCCAAGACUCUUGCUUUAUCUCUCAAGAGGGAAUUUGAUGGGGUGUAUGGUCCGGCUUGGCACUGCAUCAUAGGAACAAGUUUUGGGUCUUUUGUGACUCAUUCAGUUGGUGGUUUCUUAUAUUUCUCAAUGGACCAAAAGCUGUAUAUUCUAUUGUUCAAAACUUCCGUACAAAGAGCUGAUUGAAAUUGAAGUAGAUGUCCAAAACACAGCUGGGAAAUCCAAUAAAUUUGGCAUAUUAGAGUUUAAGAAAGGUAAAAGAGACCGUCCAUCCGAAUACUUGUACAUUGAUUAUGAUAAGAAACACACCAACAAUACAAAAUAUGUUUUUAGAGAUCUCUUACAAGCUGUUUACUGAACGAUUUUAUUGAAAUUAUUGAGGUUUAGUGAUAGAAUAACCCUUACUUUUACA
Molecule: messenger RNA, 1165 nt
Organism: Benincasa hispida (wax gourd)
Lineage: Eukaryota; Viridiplantae; Streptophyta; Magnoliopsida; Cucurbitales; Cucurbitaceae
Biological process (GO): microtubule-based process
Cellular component (GO): cytoplasmic dynein complex
Molecular function (GO): dynein intermediate chain binding
Source: RefSeq, a predicted model, not a curated record